Molecule: messenger RNA, 1909 nt
Organism: Drosophila elegans
Lineage: Eukaryota; Metazoa; Arthropoda; Insecta; Diptera; Drosophilidae
Gene: Dnz1
Product: palmitoyltransferase ZDHHC3
Exons: 3
Coding region: 365-1195 (276 amino acids)
Biological process (GO): protein targeting to membrane; peptidyl-L-cysteine S-palmitoylation
Cellular component (GO): endoplasmic reticulum; Golgi apparatus
Molecular function (GO): protein-cysteine S-palmitoyltransferase activity
Source: RefSeq, a predicted model, not a curated record
GCGCUUCCUGCGAACGGUCACACUAAAUAAAUAAAUGACAAUUUCAAGCGUAAAAUAAACCCUAAAAAGUCGAUGAAACGCUCGAUUUGUAAAUUGUGCGUCCACCAGUGAGUGGGCAAAGUGCGGCAGCCGACGCAACCGCCCCCAGGAGCCCCAGAUUCCGCCCAGAAGUGGUCCGCGGGCCGCCAGACGAGCCGAGGGAAUACAGCAACAAUUGUUAUUUUUCGCCCUCCGAUUUUGCAGUGGGAGGGGGCUACGGACAUCAGCCCCUUCGGUUUCUAAUUGAAUUAAAAUCGAAAAGAAAGGGGCAGAGGCAAUAGCACCCCGCUCCAUUCCAAACAGUGCAAUACAAGGCAGCGGAGCAAUGGUCUUCAUCCGGGAUCCGUGUGGUGUUGCCUGCCUGGUGGUCACCUACGGAGCAGUUCUGUACGCGGACUAUGUGGUCAUCCGCUGGAUUAUACUGACCACGAUGCCGGGCAGCCUCUGGAUGUCCUUCCACGUGGUGCUCUUCAACACCGUCGUCUUCCUGCUGGGCAUGUCCCAUUCGAAGGCCGUGUUCUCCGAUCCGGGCACCGUGCCCCUGCCCGUCAACCGCCUGGAUUUCUCUGACCUGCACACCACCAGCAAGAACAAUCCGCCGCCCGGAAAUGGCCACAGCAGCGAGUGGACCGUGUGCACCCGCUGCGAAACGUACAGGCCGCCGCGGGCCCAUCACUGUCGCAUCUGCAAGCGGUGCAUCCGUCGCAUGGACCACCACUGUCCCUGGAUCAACAACUGUGUGGGCGAGCGCAACCAGAAGUACUUCCUGCAGUUCCUCAUCUACGUGGCCCUGCUCUCGCUCUACUCCAUCGCCCUCAUUGUCGGCUCGUGGGUGUGGCCCUGCGAGGAGUGCAACCAGAACGUGAUCGAAACCCAGUUGCGAAUGAUUCACUCGGUUAUCCUGUUGCUGGUGUCGGCGCUGUUCGGCCUGUUUGUGACGGCCAUCAUGGUGGACCAGCUGCAUGCGAUUCUGUACGACGAGACGGCCGUGGAGGCGAUACAGCAGAAGGGCACCUACCGGCCCAAUCGGCGCAAGUACCAGCUCCUGGCGGACGUCUUCGGACGCGGACAUCCGGGGCUCUGGCUGCUGCCCUGCACCAGUCUGAACCACUCGUCGCGCUACCACGAUACGCCUCUGCUGAGCCACGAGGUCUAGGACCCGGACAUAUUCUUUAUAUUUUGCCCUUGUGUUUAUUGUGCGGCCAAGGCGGCCCGAGAGUGUUUUUAGUUUUUAAUUAUUGUGUGAUUUGUUUUAAUCCGCCUUUAGUCCACCCCCAGCCCCACCCACAGGCAGUAGUCACAUUGAUUCGUAUUUCGUAUUGUGUAUUAUAUGCAGAUUCCAACUUAAUUUAUACUUUAGUUUAUAAUCGUUUGAAAUUAUAAAUAUAAAGGAAGCGGAGGAGCGUACUCAAAUGAAGCAGGAUAUUUUAUAAGGAACUUUAGAAAUGCAUGCUUAGAUCAUUUGUACACCGAUAUAUGAAUGAACACCAAUGAAAUCUUCGGCCAUCCGGGAUAUUUUUUACCAGUAUCCAAUUAAGCAGCACAUUCUGAUUUGAGACGCGAACAAAUCUCAAUUGUAUACAAUACUAAAUAGCUAUGUACCGAGCUAGGGUAUAAGUCCUUAUAAAAGCAUUUACGCGAUAUUUACCCCAAGAUAGACGCAUAUACCAAAAAAUAAGAGAAAAAACCCACACAACACAUAAAAUACUGUGCAGCAAAAGUAUUCGUAUUAAUUUUAAUCACCUUUUAGUUGUAGUUUAUUGUUCUUUUGACAUUUACGACCAUCGACCAGCACUAACAAGCACUUUGAAUGUAACACCAUCAUCCGCAGUUCGUGUUCCCAAUAAAGCUAUCCGAUAUGCAUAAGUAA